This is a messenger RNA of Andrographis paniculata, 2165 nucleotides long. RefSeq lists its product as uncharacterized. NCBI's taxonomy places the organism in Eukaryota, Viridiplantae, Streptophyta, Magnoliopsida, Lamiales, Acanthaceae. The record is from RefSeq and is a predicted model, not a curated record. The transcript has 16 exons. The coding region runs from base 429 to 1955 and encodes 508 amino acids. Gene Ontology annotation, cellular component: nucleus; cytoplasm. Gene Ontology annotation, molecular function: zinc ion binding.
GUGGGCCAUUUCUUCUUCUUCAUUCAAAAUCGUUAUUUAUUUAUAUUAAUUAAAUCAUCCUAUGUUUGAAGUCCAGGAGUCUGUCUUUGACAGCCCAAUCUAUCUUGGGCUCAAAUAGCUGAUACUCAUUAAAAGCCCAAUUAUGAUAGGCCCUGUCUUGUUUCUAGUGAUUAAUAGCUCACUUUAUUAUGGGCCGAAAAUAUUGUCAUUAUAGCGCAAUUUAGUGGGCCUUAUUUAUGUUCGAUCCAAUUUUAGAUUAAGGAAGAAUGAAUGAUGGUAUGAGCCCAGCGGACGCCGAGAACGAAGGUCGCAAAUUUGCAAACAAGGUUUCUCGUUCGCGUCGUAUCUGAAGAUUACUUGAAAGUUCUCCUUCUCCGCCUCCGUCUCUCCGCUCUUCAGGAGAGAAAGUGAAAUCGAAAAUAAGCAACAUGGAGACGCACAGCGCUCCCCAAAUUGUGGACGUGGGUUCCGUGGUAGAAGCUGUUUAUGCCGAAGAUUCUGACGCUCCCCUCUAUGUAGUCGAGAGCCUCUGCAUGCGCUGCGGCGAGAAUGGAAUAACUCGAUUCUUGUUAACUUCAAUCCCACAUUUUAGAAAGAUCUUGUUAUCAGCGUUUGAGUGUCCACAUUGUGGCGAGAGGAAUAAUGAAGUGCAGUUUGCUGGUGAAGUUCAAUUGAAAGGCUGUCAUUAUUCCCUGGACGUCCCUUCAGGUGAUCAAAAGAUUCUAAAUCGCCAAGUGGUUAAAUCUGAAACUGCCACUAUCAAGAUCCCUGAGUUGGAUUUUGAAAUUCCUCCUGAGGCUCAGCGUGGGUCUUUGUCCACGGUUGAAGGAAUAUUGGUGAGAGCUGCUGAUGGUUUGGAAGCCCUUCAGGAAGAGCGGAAGAAAGUAGAUCCCCAAACAGCUGCAGCUAUAGAUGAAUUCUUGGUAAAAUUGAGAGCUCGUGCAUCUGGAAAGUCGCAUUUUACCUUCAUUCUUGAUGAUCCUUCUGGCAACAGCUUUAUUGAGAAUCCGAAUGCUCCAGCACCUGAUCCAUUGUUGACUAUCAAGUUCUAUGAUCGGACACCUGAGCAACAUGCUGCCUUAGGGUAUUUGGCAGAUACAUCACAGGGAGAACCUGGUUCAGGAAAUACAUCAAACAAUGUUCCUCAGCAACCACAGGAACCUCAUGGUUCAGUUGGAGCAAGAGCUGGCCACCGAGCUAUUGCUCAAGGCAAUAGUGGAGAAAUUGCAGAUGCAUUAUUUCGUUAUUCAGCUCCUGAAGAGGUCAUGACUUUUCCAUCUACAUGUGGAGCAUGUGCUUCAAAAUGCGACUGUAGAAUGUUUGUUACCAAUAUUCCUUACUUCCAAGAAGUCAUUGUCAUGGCUUCUACUUGUGACUCCUGUGGUUACCGUAACUCCGAGGUAAAGCCAGGCGGUCGUAUCCCUGAUAAAGGGAAACGAAUAACGGUACAUGUGAAAAAUGCAAAAGAUCUGACUCGUGAUGUAAUAAAGUCUGAUACGGCCUCCGUAAGAAUACCUGAGCUUGAGUUGGAAUUGGCUAGUGGCACAUUAGGUGGACUUGUUACGACAGUGGAAGGGUUGAUAUCCAAAAUUAGUGAAAGUCUUGAGAGAGUUCAUGGUUUUACUUUUGGUGACAGCCUUGAUGAUGACAAAAGACGCAAAUGGAAAGAAUUUAGGGCAAACAUUGAGAAGCUAAAAAGCUUGGAGGAACCUUGGAGUUUGAUUAUUGAUGAUGCAUUGGCUAAUUCCUUUGUUGCCCCGGCAACUGAUGAUAUGAAGGAUGACACUCAGUUGACAUUUGAGGAAUAUGAGAGGUCUUGGGAGCAGAAUGAGGAGUUGGGUUUGAAUGAUAUGGAUACUUCAACAGCUGAUGUAGCUUACAAUUCUUCCGAUGCUGAUGCCGCAACAAUUGGCGAAGAUUAUAAGACUACCCAGUCUCAGUUGGAGGAGCAUUGAUGAGUUUUGGUUGUGGCAGGCAACCGGGUCUCUGCCUUGCUAGAUGUUGCAACAGAUUUUUAUUAUUAUUUAUUUUAUUUUAUUUUUAAGUUUUGUUGCUGCCCACUUAAUUCAGAUUGUAGUAUUUGUUUGUUUUAUUCAAUUCUUGAUGAAUCUUAUAAGGGAAAAUUUUGGCAUGAAAGUGAAUGGAUGCUACUCUUAUUAUUAUUA